This is a messenger RNA of Homalodisca vitripennis (glassy-winged sharpshooter), 1035 nucleotides long. Its product is annotated as zinc finger protein 501-like. Gene Ontology annotation, cellular component: nucleus. Lineage: Eukaryota; Metazoa; Arthropoda; Insecta; Hemiptera; Cicadellidae. The transcript has 2 exons. The record is from RefSeq and is a predicted model, not a curated record. Bases 1 to 1020 code for a protein of 339 amino acids.
AUGAUGGGCGAGGACACUAACAUAUCAAAUAGUAACGUGAUUAGCCCUUGCGUAGAGAGUGCUCAUAUCCUGCAGGGAGAAGUCAUUUUCAAACAAGAGCAAGACACUGUGUGUACUGUUAUUCUGGAUUCUUCUUCAGAUAUGACGUUUAUACCGAUAUUGCCAGUCUCUGAGGAAGUCGUGAUGUACGACGGCAUGCAGGGUGAUGUUAAAGUCGAAGUAGACGUCUGCUCUGAAGGUUACCAGGAGAUUUAUUCCGAAAGUUAUUCUCAACAAAAUAUUCAAACAGAGAUUAACAAGACGAUACAGAAACCUACCCGAAAAGGUGUCUAUUCUUGUAAGAUGUGCCCUAAAACUUUUACACAGGUUGUUAACUUGGUUACUCAUGAACGUAUCCACACCGGUGAGAAACCAUUCAAGUGUAAUAUUUGUAUGAAACCUUUCUCACAACAACCCAAUUUGUGGAAACACAUGAGAACCCACACUGGAGAAAGACCUUAUCAGUGUAAUAUAUGUAAAAAGCGCUUCACUCAGCAAGCAAAUCUCACGAAACACAUUAGAAUUCACACCGGCGAACGUCCCUACCCUUGCCAGUACUGUGGGAAACGCUUCACACAGCAGGCAAACUUGACCAAACAUGUUCGACUCCACACUGGCGAGCGACCUUUCCACUGUCGAUUUUGUACAAAGACGUUUGUGCAACAAUCUAACCUGGAAAGACACGAAAGAACACAUACUGGUGUGAAACCAUUCCAAUGCAAGAUUUGUUUUGAAAGCUUUGGACAGAACGCACAUUUAGCUAAGCAUGUCAGAACAGUUCAUAAAUUCGCUGUGAAAUCCGUCUAUUUAAAAGCACCCACCACUAAAUGUGAAGAAGGCAUAACUACUACAAAUGAUGAGAGACAACACAAUCCUACUGUUACUGUGGUUGAUCAUACUGAAGGAACUACUUCAAAAAGAUUAGGGAUUCCAGUGUUAUAUUGUACAAAGACUGGAAAAAUAAUAAAAAGAAUUGAUUAAAUUUAGUGAAAUAAA